Messenger RNA from Styela clava, 3759 nucleotides. RefSeq lists its product as uncharacterized. Lineage: Eukaryota; Metazoa; Chordata; Ascidiacea; Stolidobranchia; Styelidae. The record is from RefSeq and is a predicted model, not a curated record. Gene Ontology annotation, molecular function: [protein-PII] uridylyltransferase activity.
AGUGAUAUUGAGUAAAGCUGAAAGACAUUUUACGGUUGAGUUGUCACACGAACACAACACGGACGAAUUUUCUUCAUGUAUGUGUUUCAAUACAGAGAAGAACUAUACGAUUUGCUUCUGACAUCAGGGGGCCUUCCGUGCCCAAAAUUAGAAAGUGGCGACGUUGUAAAAAUAGUGUUGCGGAAAGAAGUGGUACAUUUUUGAAAUUGUGAAUAUUUAAAAGAUUGCUUUAACAUAAAAGGAAAACGACAAAGUAGACAUUGCCGUUCAUAUUUCCAAAUUAUUUCACUGAUAGAACAGCUCGGAUAUCAGGCGAUCACAACUAUGGAAGAUCCAGAGAAUGAAGUAAUCGACGAAAAGGAGUAUUCAUUGGCAUCUGAGCUCAGAGACCUGUGUAGUGAUUUCCGAAAAGAGUCAGCCAGCAAAUUAGCACAAUGUGCCGACGUUCUUCUUAAGCUCGGUGAAAUAUAUUUGAAGAAGGUUGACCACACGUCCGGAAUAUUACAAAAAUUAACCUAUAUUCGAUGCAGCACGCUGUUAAACGGAGCAAAAGUUAGAUUCAAACUGAAAAACAUGGAAGAGGAGGCCGUUGCAACUGAAGACCUUUUGCAAAGAAUGGGAAUAAAAGUUCUUCAAUCUGCAUGCGCUCAUAAAACGGAGAACUUGGUCAAAAUCUCUAAUAAAUUAUUCGAAAGAAUAAAAAAGUUUCGGAUGAUGUAUAGCAGUAAAGUGCGACGUAUCCCUCAUUUACCCGAAGUUGGAGAUGAAUUUUUCAAAAGUAUGAAAGUGUUUUAUGUAAAAGAACUAUUGCAAGAGGUAACAGAUGAAUACAAGUCUAUAAUGAAAACAAUUUCAGAGAAGUGUCUGAUUAUACUCGGUGAAAGUCCCUGUGACUUUGCCGCCGUAGGACUGGGUUCUCUUGCCCGUGGAGAAAUCACUCCGUACUCGGAUUUUGAACAUGUUUUGGUUUUGGAAGACGGCGUAGAAUGCCGUAAGGAUUAUAAAGACAUAAAAGAAUAUUUUCGUUGGUAUUCAGUUCUCUUUCAGUUAAUAAUGAUAAAUUUUGGAGAAACAUUUAUUCGGAGCGUUGGUAUAAAAAGUUUGAACGAUUUUUAUUCGAAUGACCCGGAAAUGAACUGGUUUUAUGACAUAUUCACCCCGUGUGGCAUUUCCUUUGAUGGCAUGGCGCCACAUGCUUGCGGCAAUCCCUUAGGAAGGCAGUACCAAACGGAGAAAUGUCGCCACAUCCUUGAACUUAUAAAGCCUUCGAGUGAGAUGGCAAAACUCGUGAAUUCAACCGAGGAUUUGAACAACGGUUACUACAUCAGUGAACUUAUAUCAAGGCCUUGUUUUGUAAAUGGCAGUCAGCUGGUUUAUGACCAAUUUCAGUCUUUUGUUUGGAAAGAAUUGGAGGAAGUCCAAAGAUAUAAAGAUGUUGGAAAGCUAAUAUCGUCCAACGUUCUUGAACAAGUGAGGAAUAACCAAGACUAUUUCCAGAAAGAUAAAAUUUUAAACGUUAAAACAGACGUAUAUCGGCCAAUCACCGUCAUUCUUUCUUGUCAUGCUCGAGUGCAUAGCAUACGAGAUUUUUCGUCAUUCCGAAUUAUUGAGGAUUUAUUCCAAACAGGGGUUCUUUCAGCGAAGGCCUAUGUGGAAUACAGAUUUGCUCUAACAAUAGCCUGUGAAGCUCGGAUGAAAGUAUAUGUAAAAUAUGCAAAUCAGAGACAUAAAAUAGCGAUGAAAACUUUACUUGAAAUCAUUGGUAAACCGAGCUUUAUUGAAUUUUAUGAGAACAUGCUCUUGAUUCGACAUGAUUAUCAUUUAUGUUCUGAGCUCAACCUAUCUAAAAUAGGAGCUUCCCUUAUAAACUCUUACCGUUUCGAGGGCUUUGAAUAUUUUGGCGAAAAAUUUGAGAUGGCAGAGGCGAGAGGUUUGGCGAAUGCCGGCUUGUACUUCGAAGCAAUACAGAUCUGUCCCGUGAUUCCUAUGGAAGAAUGGAAAAUGUAUGCACUAUUUUGCGAAGUCUGUGCCGAAGUUUGUAAAGACGCUCUAGCUGACGAGGCGAUGCUAAAAAUCUGCAUUGAAAGCGCCGGAAAAAUAAAUCUAGGUGACUCUUCGAUACCUCUCGAAGUAAGGACCAUCGUUUGUCGUUUUAGAGGCUUAGCAGAGGGAUUACUUGGAUUGCGCUCUAAUUUGAACAGUACAAUAAGGCGAUUCGCUCGUGUUUUCGUCCCAAUGACAGUAGGAGGAGCAAAACAUUUUCUUAGCCUUUUGAUGUACAUGAACAAUUUUUUUGGUGUGAAAUUUGACAGCGAAUCAACAUUGUUUAGGGACCUCCAUGACUUGAUCCAAACAUGGGAAGUUUCCAACAAUAAAGCGGAAGAAAUAUGCAAGACAGUAACAUUGGCAAAACUAAUGCGAGUUUUUGACAAGCCCUCUGAGGCCAUUAAGCUAGCUGUUUCAGCAAGGAGGAAAUUAAGAGAUUAUGCUAGCAAUUUUUCUGAAGAAUUCGUAAUGGGACAGUUACAUGUUCUGAUAUGGAUCAUUGACAGGCUUCGGCGAGAUGCUGCGACCGCCAAAGAGCUGACAAACUUAGUCGACAUUACCGAGAUUGCCGAUAUGUGGACUGCUCUUGGUCACAUGUCCGAGAACGAAAACAAACGAGUAGAAAUAAUCCCGUGUAACAAAAUAUGGUGCCUCAAUGAGCUCGGUCGAAACGAGGAAGCAUUGGCAAAGUGCGACGAAUACUUAGCCGAUGAAAAUUUAGGUAAAGAUGCAAAAGUUGGACUUUUGAAUCUAAAAGGUAAUACGUACAUACUAUUAAGCGACAAGGAACAACGAAACAAACGUUACGACAAUGCCUCAAAACAAAUAGAACGGGCAAUUCGACUAUACAAAAACAUGGACCACGAAGAAAUGAAUGAAAAUUGUCAAAUUGGAUAUGCGUUGGCGGCAUCCAAAUUCUUUGAUGUCUCCCUUGGUGAGGGCUUGGAAACUCUCGCAAACGCGCGAGCUAUUUUGGAGAAUCUGCCUGACCAAACUAGGUUAUCAUUUUUCAAAACAUACCAUGCUGAGUAUAAAGUGAAGUGGCAAGAUCUGUAUAAGCAAGAAACGAACGAAAAUUGCAUUACAUUAUUACAUUGUAUUUUGGGUUUAUGGCGCUUUACUAUUGCUAGAAAUAUAGUGGUGAUCGGUAAAAUGACUAAAGGCGAUGAGAUAUUGGAUAGCCAUAUAAUGAUUGAACGAUAUUCAAAUCAAUUGCGACUCUUAGAAAAGCAUGGAGAUCCUAAAAUGAAGAAUGUGGCAACUGUGUUUUUAAAUUUUUUAUUAAUGAGCGCCGCGUCUGGAAUGGACGAAGUUUAUCUUGGGUUUGCUUGGAUCAGACAAAAACCUGACGUUUUGCGCGAAUUUCGACAAGUUAGGAAAGAUAUUGAACGCAAGGUUUGGGUAGAUUUGUUCGAUAAAUCAAAACAAAAUCUUUCACUUUUUCGUAGGUUAUUUCUGUUGGCAAUUCUACGAGCAAGUGUUGACCAAAACAAGGACGACUUGGCCAGCGUAAAGAUUAAUCAUAUACCAAUCUCAAUUUCUUAUCCAUUCCUUGUUUCAAAAGAUGGAAAGUGCAUGAAUGAUAAUGAUAAAAUGAAAUAUUAUCUUGAUUUAUAUCUGACUGUUUUACAAAAUGCCUUGUGAAAAUUAAUCGAAUGUUUUUGCUUAAUAGAAUUAAACUGCUGCGUGGGUUUUAUUCUGGAAUGAUGUUUC